AUGAUUUCGGCCCGCAACAAAAGCCACAAUACUGCUUCUAAUCGUUCACUAGAAUCUGUAAUUUCAAGAGACUUUGGUUUUCUCACUUCCCUUUCCAUGGUCUCUCGUCAGUCAGCAGGCACGGGAGACAAUAACAUUAAAAUCCCUUGCUUGCCGUUUUUCACAGAAUUGCCAAAAAGCAAGUUUGUGGGGUUUUCAAGGUCCAACUUGACUUGGUUGAUUACCUACAUGAGCAUGGCGCUUUUCCCUGUCUGUAGCCUUGACUUGUUUGUUGACAAGCCUGGUUUUUCAGAGAUCCCGCACAUAUUUGAGAAAGAUCUGUAUAUUAAUACUGAAGUACCUGAGGUUGUGAGGAAUUGA
Molecule: messenger RNA, 360 nt
Organism: Lindgomyces ingoldianus
Lineage: Eukaryota; Fungi; Ascomycota; Dothideomycetes; Pleosporales; Lindgomycetaceae
Exons: 3
Coding region: 1-360 (119 amino acids)
Source: RefSeq, a predicted model, not a curated record